Molecule: messenger RNA, 1633 nt
Organism: Sinocyclocheilus anshuiensis
Lineage: Eukaryota; Metazoa; Chordata; Actinopteri; Cypriniformes; Cyprinidae
Product: dipeptidyl peptidase 1-like
Exons: 7
Coding region: 181-1548 (455 amino acids)
Biological process (GO): proteolysis
Molecular function (GO): cysteine-type peptidase activity
Source: RefSeq, a predicted model, not a curated record
UGUCAUGUGACUCGUGUCAUAUGAUCGUCGCUGUAUAAGUUCAGUAGCACACGGCUGGUCAACAGUUUCAGUGUCGCAGGUGCGCGGAAGGACGAGAGGGACACGCGUUUGUAUCCUUGCGUCUGGUCAGCUAUCACUCGUUAUAUAUCGCUGUCUGUCUGCUGUCGAGCCGUCGUAAGGAUGCGUGCGCUCGCCGUCAUGGUUUUGUUGGCGUUCAUCGGCGGGUCUGCGGCCGACACUCCGGCCAACUGCACCUAUGAGGACCUGCUGGGCACCUGGAUCUUCAGCGUGUAUGAUGUGGGUCACGAUCGAACCAUCAACUGCUCCAGCACAGGAAAGUCAGUGAAAACGGUGACCGUGGACCUGCAGAAGCUGUCUGUAGCUGUGGAUGAUCUCGGUCACACUGGCUUCUUCACUCUCAUCUAUAACCAGGGCUUUGAAGUGGUGAUCAAUGACUACAAGUGGUUUGGGUUUUUCAAGUAUUCUCAGCAGGGUUCAGAGGUGACCAGUUACUGCGAUCAGACGCUGCCCGGUUGGGUUCAUGAUGUUUUGGGGAAUAACUGGGGCUGUUUCACUGGGAAGAAAGUGCAGCCCAUCCCACCCCGAAUCAACCACAAUCACAUGCUUGGAUUCCAACACAAACUGCUCAUGAAGCUGCCAUACACAAACAACAUGGGGUUUGUGAAUCAAAUAAACUUAGUUCAGAAGUCUUGGAAAGCGACAACAUACAGUCUCCAUGAGACCCUCACCAUACAGGAGAUGCUGAGAAGAUCAGGAGGGCAUGCCUCUCGUAUACCACGACGUGUCAGGCCUGUGAUGGUUUCUGCAGACAGUAAGAUGGCAGCCGGUCUUCCAGAACACUGGGACUGGAGAGACGUGAACGGACUCAAUUAUGUUAGCCCUGUCCGCAACCAAGCUCAAUGCGGCAGCUGUUACUCUUUCUCCAGUAUGGGAAUGCUUGAAGCUCGAGUCCGAAUCCAGACAAACAACACUCAGCAGCCGGUGUUCAGUCCACAGCAAGUGGUGUCCUGCUCCCAGUAUUCUCAAGGUUGUGAUGGAGGUUUUCCAUACCUGAUUGGUAAAUACAUCCAGGACUUUGGUAUUGUGGAGGAGGAUUGUUUCCCAUACACCGGGAAAGAUUCUCCCUGCAAAGUACCUGAGAAAUGCACAAGGUACUACGCCUCUGAUUAUCACUACGUGGGUGGGUUUUACGGCGGGUGCAGCGAGGCGGCCAUGAUGCUAGAGCUGGUCAAGAACGGCCCCAUGGGCGUGGCCCUGGAGGUUUACCCAGAUUUCAUGAACUACAAGGAGGGCAUCUACCAUCACACCGGCCUCCGUGACUCCAUCAAUCCGUUUGAGCUGACGAAUCACGCCGUGCUUUUGGUGGGGUAUGGGAAGUGCCAUAAGACCGGCGAGAAGUACUGGAUCGUGAAGAACAGCUGGGGAACUGGGUGGGGUGAGAAUGGGUUUUUCAGGAUCCGUCGAGGAACAGAUGAAUGCGCCAUUGAGAGCAUUGCUGUAGCCGCUACACCAAUCGCCCAACUUUAGAGAGUGUAGACGAAUUGGUCAGUUGAAACGAGCACGGCCUGGAGAAGUAUUUUGAUAAUCGCAAUUCUGAAAAAGGGAAAACAGU